Molecule: messenger RNA, 2564 nt
Organism: Rhinolophus ferrumequinum (greater horseshoe bat)
Lineage: Eukaryota; Metazoa; Chordata; Mammalia; Chiroptera; Rhinolophidae
Gene: TTC38
Product: tetratricopeptide repeat domain 38
Exons: 14
Coding region: 111-1520 (469 amino acids)
Molecular function (GO): protein binding
Source: RefSeq, a predicted model, not a curated record
AGCCGACCAAUGAGCGAGCCGGAGGGCGCGCCCCGCCCCGCCCCGCCCCGCCCCCAACCGGAAGGCCGCGGCGGCGCGGUGACCGCGGACCCCGACAGCCGGCGCGUACUAUGGCUGCUCCCGUCCCGCUGCGCGACUGCCAGGCAUGGAAGGAUGCUGGACUCCCGCUCUCAACCCCAAGCAACGAGGCCUGCAAGCUGUUUGAUGCCACCCUGACCCAGUAUGUGAAAUGGACCAAUGACAAGAGUCUCGGGGGCAUUGAGGGCUGCCUGUCCAAGCUGAAAGCAGCAGACCCGACCUUCGCGAUGGGCCACGCCAUUUCUAAUGGCCUCGUGCUGAUUGGCACUGGAAGCUCCGUGAGGCUGGACAAAGAGCUGGAUCUGGCUGUGAAGAACAUGGUGGAGAUUUCCAAAACCCAGCCACUGACACAGCGGGAGAGGCUGCACGUGUCUGCUGUAGAGACCUUUGCCAAGGGGAACUUUCCCAAAGCCUGUGAACUAUGGGAACAGAUUCUCCGGGACCACCCGACGGAUAUGUUGGCCUUGAAAUUUUCCCACGAUGCCUAUUUUUACCUGGGCUACCAGGAACAGAUGCGAGAUUCUGUGGCUCGAAUUUAUCCUUUCUGGACACCUGCCAUCCCCCUUAGCAGCUAUGUGAAAGGCAUCUAUUCCUUCGGAUUGAUGGAAACCAAUUUCUACGAUCAGGCGGAAAAACUUGCCAAAGAGGCUUUAUCUAUUAACCCGACGGACGCGUGGUCAGUGCACACUGUUGCCCACAUUCACGAGAUGAAAGCGGAGAUCAGGGAAGGCCUAGAAUUCAUGCAGCGCUCGGAAACCCACUGGAAGGACUCUGAUAUGCUUGCUUGUCAUAAUUACUGGCACUGGGCUUUGUAUCUGAUUGAAAAGGGUGAACAUGAGGCUGCCCUGACCAUUUACGAUGACCACAUUCUCCCCAGCUUGCGGGCCAGCGGUGCCAUGCUGGAUGUGGUGGACAGUUGCUCCAUGCUCUACCGGCUGCAGAUGGAAGGGGUGUCUGUAGGUGAGCGGUGGCUGGAUGUCCUGCCCGUGACCCAGAAGCACAGCCGCGACCACAUCCUGCUGUUCAACGACGUGCACUUCCUGAUGGCGUCCCUGGGAGCGCGGGACUCCAGAACCACACAGGAGCUGCUGACCACCCUGCAGGAGGCCAGCGAGUCCCCGGAGGAGAACUGUCAGCACCUCCUGGCCCAUGACGUGGGGCUGCCCCUGUGCCAGGCCCUGGUGGAGGCCGAGAAUGGGAACCCCGACCGCGUCGUGGAACUGCUCCUGCCCAUCCGCUACCGGGUCGUGCAGAUUGGAGGCAGCAAUGCCCAGAGAGACGUCUUCAACCAGUUACUGGUUCACGCGGCCCUCAACUGCACGGCCGGCGCCCAUAGGAACGUGGCCCGGAGCCUUCUGAUGGAGCGUGCCGCCUUGAAGCCCAACUCGCCCCUGACUGAGCGGCUCAUCCGAAAGGCAGCCGCUGUCCACCUCCUGCAGUGAGCUGGGCCUGCUCCUGCCAGCCCUCAGAUCCGGAGGCUUAGGAGACAAGCCUUUCAUUAGGCCUGUUAGGGGUCUGCGGAAAGCCUGGUACCAGCCGCCUUCCAGGAAGAGGGGACACAAACCAAUUGUAAAUUAGAAGAUUCAGAAUCUUCUAAUCCUUGUUAAGAGCCAAGGGGCAGGUCUACACAGUCAGAGGCAACGCGGGUGCUGCUGUCACCUCUGCCUCGCAAAUUGUAUUUUCCCAGGGGACUCUUACCCUGGUCUUUCAAGGCUUGGGAGCAGGGAUGGGGUGGGGGUGGCUCAGCUGGGGGAGAGUCUUCACUGCUCCUGGGGCUCCCCCCACGCCAGGCUGCCCCUGAGGUAAAGCCUUUCUUCUGAUCCUAUUCUAGACAGGUUCUGUUGUCCCUUUUGGGGUGAGGAUACCAAUGGGGGCAGUGACUUGCCCAGGGUCACAGUUAGUGGAAGCCCUGCUGAGAUUCUCCUCAUGCCCCUGUCCUUCCUGGGACAGGGGACCCCAUCUCUCAGCCUGUGGCCUCAGCCCCAGCUCCUGCACCCAGGCCCUCCUCACAGAAGCACAAGCCCAUGGUGUCUGGAGAGAAGUCAGCCAGCUUUGGGGCCGUGGGUGGCACCGACCGGGCUUCAUUCUAAACUGCACGUUGUAAAGGGGCCUCGGUACUUGGUUCCCUUUGUCAACUGUGACGUGAAUCACAGAUGCAGCGCACUGAGCUGGAACGCUUUCUGGGGGGUGAGGGUUGAGGUCAGGGGUUGCCCUGUUGUGGCAAAAACCAAAGCACUGUGACAUGUGACUUCAACAAGAUCUGAGCCAGUUUUGUAAGUGCUGCCUCGGCUCCUGCUUCCCCACGGCCCUCCUGAGCAAGCCACUCGGUGCUGCAUGAGGGGGAUCCCAGCCCACAGCUGUUUCUCAGGUGCCUUCGGUGGGAACUGAAGUUAGGGAGGAACUCACCAGGGCAGGGACACGCAGGUCUCCUAGGGGGCAGCGGAGGGCUCUAAAUUCCUGGGGUUAAAAUAAAGCAGUUAACUGGC